CGAACACAUCUUGCUCUAAGCAUCUGGAACAGCAUUGAAGAACUAGACGCAUUCCUCGUAUCGCGUUUGCGGCUAAUCCAUUCUCUACUUAAUGUCAGUGAAUGGCCAAACCGCGCCGCAUGCUCUGGCAACGGCAAAGCGCCUACCCUUAGCUCGACUCCAUUUUACCAACGAGCCGACCCAGGUACAUGCUGUGCAGUCAGCCCUCUUAAUGCUUCCCUACGAGAUUCUGGAGGCGGUACUUCUUCACCUCCCGACACGGGAUCUUCUACUCUCCCAGCGCAUAUGUCAGCGCUUUCGUUAUAUGGUUGAAUCUUCUAAACCGGUUCGCCGCACACUCUUCCUUGAGCCUGCACAUCAUAAUGGACAACUUGACGACUGGCCAUUGCUUAAAUUCAAUCCUUUCCUUACGAAUCAACUGGCAGGGUCUUUCCACACGCGAGCGAUAGGCGUGCAUCGAGGCAAAGAUGGAAUCGUUAAGAUGGUGGCCCACAUGCGCUACGAGAAGGAGGCUCUUCUAGACGAUGACUGGGCGGAGAUUAUUCUCUACGAACAUGCAAGUUGGAAGUCAAUGUUGGUAAGCCAGCCUCCUGCAACGCUUUUGAUGCAUCCGAGCGCUAGCCUGUUCUGGAAGACUGCGAUGGAGCAGAGGGCACAGUUUUGGCGUGAUGACGCUGGCUUUACCAUCUUGGACGCCUUGGGAUGUGCGGAUUGGUGACCGGACUGCCUUGCCGCACGCAAGAAGCGGGGAUUUACCUGCCAUGCUCUGGCUAUGCCUGGUCUGACAUCUCACACAUAUUUUUCCAAGCCUGACCAAGAAGCCUGUGGGGUAUACAGCAUUAAAUGCAGUCCCCUGAGAAGUGCGCCCGCCUGUGUUAGCGUUGCUCGCUGCUUCUGGCAGCUGCGACUGUCGACGCGGGGCUUGUACGCAUGUUAGGCUUGGAAGGACACUAGCAUGUUUGUAGAAGAGAAUUCGCAAUCAUAUGUUAAUGGGGAGUCAGAUGUAUCAU
Molecule: messenger RNA, 1010 nt
Organism: Paraphaeosphaeria sporulosa
Lineage: Eukaryota; Fungi; Ascomycota; Dothideomycetes; Pleosporales; Didymosphaeriaceae
Exons: 2
Coding region: 92-718 (208 amino acids)
Molecular function (GO): protein binding
Source: RefSeq, a predicted model, not a curated record